Prorocentrum cordatum is the source of this 3110-nucleotide messenger RNA. Lineage: Eukaryota; Dinophyceae; Prorocentrales; Prorocentraceae. The record is from the annotation of a GenBank genome assembly.
GUUCGGUUCAGAUAUAUGGGCUCGGAUUUUGUUCUCGCUGCGAACUCAGCGAGCCGGCUGUGAAGUCAGCGCCGCCGCUACGUUUCCGAAGCCGUUUGCGCCGAAGCCGAUUGCGGCGGUUCGCAAGACGGCACAAACCAACACUCCACAAAAGAUUCUUUGCUCGUGCCAGUUGCGCGCGAAACCUCAAAUUCCAUGGACUUCUCACGGCUUCUGGUGCUUGCGUUGGUGGGCGUCGUCGAUGUCUGCCAGAGCUUUGCUAUCCGUGCUCAGAGCGGUAUGUCCAGCCGCCUUACGCCAGGGUGGAUUGAAAACGUGUCGUUCGUACUCCCCAUGAGGGGUAUACAGUAUCCUCAUCACCACACGGCCGUCGUCACAUUUGCAGGCAGGAAGAACGCAGAAUACCUCGAUGGGGCGGUGAUGCUGGGCAUGUCCAUCCAGAAGUACCUGCCGGAAUACGUCAGGGUGGCCAUGAUCAUUGAUGGCAUGAACUCGAAGAACCAGCGCCUCCUUAGAAACGCUGGGUGGAAGUUGGUCACUGUACCGGACUGGGACAAGGAGUAUUGCGGGGAAGGCUGCGAGCAGGAGUUUUUGGGGCGUUGGCAUGAUAGUUUCGAGAAGAUUAAUGCUUUCCGCUUGCCCUUUAAGCGGGUGUUGUUCAUGGACUCGGACACAUACAUUUUUAGGAACCGCGUCAAUUAUUUGGUGUCCGAAUUGAAGCUGCCCACCGUUGACCACAUCGCAAUGGCGAAGGACGGCUGCAAGGACGAGUUCAACAGUGGGGUGAUGGUCUUCAAGCCGGACCUCGAGGUCUUUAAGGCGAUGUUAGUCAUGGUCUCGCAGCGCCGGCGGGAGCAGAUCCUUGACCAGACCCUGAUCAAUGAUUACUACAAAGGCAAGAUCUUCCCGAUCGACCGCAUGUUCAAUUGCGUGGACACGGUGGGCAUCCAGCCAGGCCAGACAAAGCCGUGCGAGCACCACUGCAGCAAGAACGCCGUGAUCGCCCACUUCACUGGCCAUCCGAAGCCCACCUCGGCAAAGAGGCGGCUGCUCGAGCUCGUGCGGCGUCCUGGUGCCCCCGCUCUGGCCUGCAUGCACACGAAUUUCGGGUCCUGCGGGAAGUGGUCCGAGUACUACUGCGACAUCCGCAGGUACAGCAGAAGCCUCUCGACAGGGCUCCAGGAUCAGCUCAAGAACACGGGGUCCUGCUGCCACCCGCACUUGAUGACAGGAAGGGAGAAACAGAAGGCUGCCAAAGGGAACAACUUCGAGACCUGCCAGGAGUGCCCUGCAACUUUGAAGAUGUGGGCCCCAAACCCCCAAUUGGUUUCGCUUGCGGGCGUGUACGUGAAGACCUCUCUCCCGUCCCGGAAGUUCAACGGCGGACGGCCCAUUUACCUUAACAUGGACAGCGACUGGAGACGCGCACCAGUGUAUCUGUUUUUCAUGCAGCAGACUAUGGCCUGGGCGCUCGGGGCGGACUACAGAGUCAAUUACGCCUUUGGGUUCGCUGCCAUGGAAGCCCAGUGCCCCAGGGAUACCAAGUUCUGGUCCUUCCACAACGGGACGGCCUUCGUGAGGAGCAAGUUCAACAUCCAGGCCCACGCCAACGGGGCGAACGCCCCGAAGGACACGAACCACAUCGCCUGGAACGUACACAAGCGCGCGUGGCAGCGCGAGACGAUCGUCUGGGAGGACGGCCAGCUGGGAAAGGCGACCGCGAGCGGCGAGGACGACGCGGCCGCGGGCGGCCUGGACGCGGGGCAGAACGCCACCGAGGGCGAGGAGGCGGCCGACGUCGGCGCCGAGAACGCCACGGCCGCCGGCGCCGAGGAGGACGACGGCAACGCCACAGAGAAGGGCGAUAUUGACGCAGACGAGAACGAGACGAUCGAGGUCGAUGAGAAGGGUGACAAGAACCUCACCGAGGGCGGUGAUAUCGACGCGGACGAGAAGGAGACGACCGACAUCGUUGAGAAGCAUGCGGAGACCGCAGUCGAGAGCGAGGAUGACGAAACCCCGAGUAGCGGCGAGGAUUGAGACUGCUUGGCCCAGACGUCGUGAGAGAGCGGUUGGGAUGCUCGUGGAGCUCCGCACUCCACGGAAUGUAAAUAUUCAUCACCAGCAGUGCAGCUCAGGCACACUUCGAGCCAGGUCUUGGUACACAUGGCCUCCUGGCCUAGCCAGAAGCCCAUCCAGUUUCCCCUCUGAUGUCACGAAUUCCUGGUGGCAUCGGCCCAUGGGGCUCUUCACCCUUCCCUCUAGGCUUCUUUUCAACCAGACAGUGUGGAGAAUCUUGGGAUUUGCGCCUGCUUCUUGGUGUGUCCCUGGGCCCCUUGCAGCUCCACCUCUGCCCCCGAGACCCCACCGGUCCGGUCCCCCCCCCCCUUUUCUGAAUGUUUGCGGGCGUGUGCCGGGCAGCCGGGCGCGCCCUGGCACGUGGGCACCUUCUGCCGGAGAGUUUUCCGAUGCGCCAUCUGUCGCCGGGCGCGUUCCACCACUCGCAAAGUGCCCACUCGCAAACUUCCGAAAAAGAGAAUGCCAUUUGCGAGGUUGGUUACUUUGCUGCGAGUAAUGGGGCGCGCUUGUCUAAUCGGAGAUGGUGGCGAGCCUGCGGAGGCCUCGCGUGAUGUGAUAGUCCUCUCUGUGCACCAGAGUUGUUGGCGCUCCGCGCGGAUCAGAUGCAAGAAAUCCGCGCGGAGCGCGAAAAGGCUAUGCUUAUGGCCUUUUUUGUUCGUCUAGUCUCUUCCCCCCCGCCUCCUCCUGCCGUUGUUCUGCAGGGGCCCGCGCGCCCUGGGCGUGCCCCCGCCUUCGAGGCUUGGCACCGCCGCCGCAGCGGGGUGCCUCCUUCGGCAGAACUUGCCGCGCCUGGGACCCUCGGGCAGCCCUCAUGGUGCCAGCCGAAGAGCAGAAAUCCGCGCCAUCGUACUCUCUCGUUGGGGGGCCAGGCAGUCGAUCUGCUUCCAGAGGGCCAACAUCUGGGGCACGUCAAAUGCCGUUCUCACAUUCUGGCCACUUAGCGUCUAUGGGCACAACGUGCAUAGGCACAUGCGGGGUGGACACGUCUGUAGACAUCGCGGCCGUUGCGUUCGGCGUAGUACAUGGUCGGG